CACUGUGAACUCAAGGAAGGGAGACACAUGAAGAAUGGCUUUCUUUUUCUCCAGUUACAGCUGAAACGAACUCUCUGUCCUGCCUGAGUGGACACUCCCCUGCAAUCACUUGGAAGAGAAGGAUAAGGAUGAUGCCCACGGGGACACAGCAGGCUCAGCUGUUUCUAUUCAGUUCCCACGGGAGGUGCCCAGACUCGUUUAUUUUAGCAUGCUUAUGCCGACAGCGUCAGCUGAGCCACAUGAAGACCUCAGAUCAUUCAACAAGUCAAGUGUGCACAUGGGCUUGAACGAUGGACAUCUUGUUGCAGUUGUCUGAGCCAGGAUCCAGGUUACAGGCUCCGGGCCUGGGCCAGUCGGGCAGCUGUGAACCUAGCGCUUUCCAGGCGCCGAGCUUGGGGUGCGCCCCGCCACCCUGCCUCAGGAUCAUGGGGAAUGGCAUGACCAAGGUACUUCCUGGACUCUACCUUGGAAACUUCAUUGAUGCCAAAGACCCGGAUCAGCUGGGCCGGAAUAAGAUCACACAUAUCAUCUCUAUCCACGAAUCACCCCAGCCUCUAUUGCAGGAUAUCACCUACCUUCGAAUCUCAGUGUCUGAUACUCCUGAGGUACCCAUCAAAAAGCACUUCAAAGAAUGCGUCCACUUUAUCCACUCUUGCCGCCUCAACGGGGGUAACUGCCUCGUGCACUGCUUUGCAGGUAUUUCUCGAAGUACCACCAUAGUGAUUGCCUACGUGAUGACGGUGACCGGACUUGGCUGGCAGGAAGUGCUUGAAGCCAUCAAGGCGUCCCGGCCGAUCGCCAACCCAAACCCGGGCUUUAGGCAGCAGCUCGAGGAGUUUGGCUGGGCAAACUCCCAGAAGCUUCGCCGGCAGCUGGAGGAGCGCUUCGGGGAGAUCCCGUUCCGCGACGAGGAGGACUUGCGUGCGCUGCUGCCUCUCUGCAGGCGCUGUCGCCAGGGCUCGGCGACGUCGGCAGCGUCGGCCACCGCAGCGUCCUCGGCGGCUUCCGAGGGGACCCUGCAGCGCCUGGUGCCGCGAUCGCCGCGGGACUCACACCGGCCGCUGCCGCUGCUGGCGCGCGUCAAGCAGACUUUCUUCUGCCUCCCGCGGUGCCUGUCGCGCAAGGACGGCAAGUGAGCGCCGCGUCCGCUGCUGCGCCCAUCCUGAUGCCGCAGCCUUGGCGGGCGGCCGGGGCUUUCCGCGGCCGGGGCGCACCCAGAGCUCGUGGGAGCCCCGUUCCUGCCCGGUACCCACCACGCUUGUCUGCGUCCGUCCUCAGUGUUUGUUCUGUGAGUCUGUGCUCGGCCGACCUGCAGCAAGCCACCUGGUGCCUUAGUCCCUGGACUCGGGAGAGGGGUCCCGGGCCUCCACCCCGACAGGCGGGGAGCAGGAGGGAGGGUCGGGUGGGGCGGACCGGCCUGGAGGAGAUUAAAGAGACACAGAAGCUGCCUGGCCCGGUGCCUCUGGUCAUUCCGCAGAGCUCGGGCUCCGGGCCUGCGGGAAGCAGAGCAGGGACAACAAGCGCUAUUCUCCGCCAGUCUUCAGAGCUGAACUCCAAGACCACGCCCUUCUUUGACACCAGCCCCCCUCCCCCGGCAUCUCUCCAAAGGCCUGGACCCCUGACACCGCCGUUGUGGCCCUUUUUCUCUGGACCCUUCACCUCUCCGUAGUCCCUUCGUCUGUCCUCUCCAGUUCUCCUUCCCUCUCUACACAGAUAACUGGUCAGUGUGGUCCAUUUGGUGGCGUUGCCUUCAAGUCAUCUUUUACUGUCUGAGAUGGCUUUAUCCUCAGGGAGAACACCCAGGCUCAGAGAGGUCAGGCAGCUGGCCCAAGCACACACAGCAAGGGCAGGUCAUUCCCAAUUGUGACAGCAGAGAGGAAGCACCUCCUUGUGUGAAGGUUCCUGGAGAGAAAGCCCCAGCGGGGUGCAGGGGGUAGUGGGACUCUUUUUUUUUCCCCAUGAAAGAGCCCAAGUAGACUCUUGGGGCUUCAUGGCCGAUGGGAAGGCAGAGAUCUCAGCACUGAGCUGAGCCGGUGGUGAAACGACCACACCAACCUCCAAUUCCUCGUUCACUCAAGUGUUCACACCGGGUGCCAGGUCCUGGGCUGGGCCCUGGGGCUACCACAGUGAGCAUGGACGCUGCUGACAUUCUAGUGGAAGACACUAGAUCAAAGAAGGAGUAGACAGAGGGACCAUCUUGCCAUCUGGCUGGGGCUGUGGGGUGGGGGGAACAGUAUAUGCCAAGGCCCUGAGUUAGGACAAUGUGAAGAGAAUGGGGGCUCCUCCUGAGGGCAGGGAGCCCACCUGCAUCCUCCUGAUUGGUUGGUGGCACCACAGGCCACUGUUUUCUAGCCCUCUGGUACUAAAGGAAACCCUUUGGUAUAAUGAUCCAGAUCCUUCCAGAUGCUUCCUUGCCCAGAUACCUCCUCCACACCUUACUGCUAGUGAGGGCUCUCUACGACUGUGGUAAACACUGCAGCUAAGACGACUCUCCUUCCACCCUCCCUAAAGGUGCCCCAUUUAUCAGAGAAGAAAACUGAGGCUGGUGCCCCAGGUUAUAAGUAAGAGUCAGGACUCGGAUGCGAGCUCAGGCAGCCUGGUCAGGCAGCCUGGCUGCAGACUCCACACUCUACUCUUCAUUAUUUACCCUUUGUGAUCUAGAAAUAUGAAAGGCUCCUCUGACACAUGGGAGCCAGCUGCUUCGAGGGACAGAACACCUCAGAUUGGCUUCUAAAACUCCAACCCGAUAUAAAGGGACAACUCACUACUACUCUUGUUAAUCACAUGAAAUGCUUUGUGCCGUCUCCCCCUCCCCAACCCCCAAGUUCACAGCUCUGUGAACUGUGAACUGCAUGGAUAUCAUGGGACAGCUGAUAGCGUGUGGGACCAAGAGGAGGAGGAAUAAGAAUGCCCUCCCACGGGUGCUUGUGAAGGGGAGACCUGACCCCCCACCUCUCUCCAUGCUGGCUGGAGCAGCCACUGCACUCGGGGAUUUUCUUUUUUUUUUUUUUCUUUCAGAGCCUCAGUCCCACCACAGACACAGCAAGGGCUGGGGCAGCCUGAAUUACUCAACAUAUUUCAUAGUGCAAAUAUUUCUUCAUAAUA
Messenger RNA from Apodemus sylvaticus (European woodmouse), 3105 nucleotides. It is a transcript of the gene Dusp15, whose product is annotated as dual specificity phosphatase 15. NCBI's taxonomy places the organism in Eukaryota, Metazoa, Chordata, Mammalia, Rodentia, Muridae. Gene Ontology annotation, molecular function: protein tyrosine/serine/threonine phosphatase activity. The record is from RefSeq and is a predicted model, not a curated record. Gene Ontology annotation, cellular component: cytosol. Gene Ontology annotation, biological process: transforming growth factor beta receptor signaling pathway; positive regulation of JNK cascade; protein dephosphorylation. The coding region runs from base 291 to 1136 and encodes 281 amino acids. The transcript has 8 exons.